UUUUGUAAUUCUGAGCUUCUUCAUCUUUCUCCUUAUUUUCACCUGAAAUUCUUCAUCUCACUGUCACUUCCUUCUCUCUCUUUCAUAUUUUUUUUUAAUUUUUAACAAACUAUUUUGAUUAGCUUCGAAGAUUCUUUGUUUUCCACGAUUCGGCAUUGUACAUAGAGAGAGAGAGAGAGAGAGAGAUCGAUUCAAUUUGAACCAAAAAAAAAAAGUAAUUUGGAAAAUUUCCUGAACUUUUUUUGGGGUUGGCGUUGUGAUUACGACUUGCGUUGUUUCCAAAAUUGGAUUAUAGAGGAGAAUAAUUCUGGGAAUUGGGUCUUUGUCAUGCUCUUGUAAUUUUGUAAAAUUUGUCUACUUUUUUUCCUGGGCUUAGGGGGGUGAGAACAAAAAUUAGGGUUUGUGAGGUGAAUUUAGAAGGGGGAAGAAGGGGAUCUGGGGUUUAGGUCAACGGAAAUUGGAGCAGUCUAUAAUGAUCUCUUUGUUGGUUUACUAAAUCCGACGGUUUGGAUCUGAUCGCGGGAGAGACAGCGCCACCGGAUGGCGCUGUUCCGUCGCUUCUUCUACAAGAAGCCUCCGGAUCGCCUUCUCGAGAUCUCGGAGCGUGUUUAUGUCUUUGAUUGCUGUUUCUCUAGCGAUGUUAUGGGGGAGGAUGAGUACAAAGUAUACUUGGGUGGCAUCGUUGCGCAGCUUCAGGAUCAUUUCCCAGAAGCAUCUUUCAUGGUGUUUAAUUUUAGAGAAGGGGAACAACGGAGUCAAAUAUCAGACGUGUUGUCUCAAUACGAUAUGACUGUAAUGGAUUAUCCACGGCAGUAUGAGAGUUGCCCGCUUUUACCUCUCGAAAUGAUCCAUCACUUCCUACGAUCGAGUGAAAGCUGGUUAUCGUUGGAAGGUCAACAAAAUGUUCUCUUGAUGCAUUGUGAAAGAGGUGGUUGGCCUGUUCUUGCCUUCAUGCUAUCGGGGCUUUUAUUGUACAGAAAGCAGUAUCAUGGUGAGCAGAAGACUCUUGAGAUGGUACACAAACAGGCUCCUAAAGAGCUUCUUCAUCUAUUGUCGCCUCUAAACCCACAUCCUUCUCAACUCAGAUAUCUUCAGUACAUUUCUAGAAGGAAUUUAGGCUCUGACUGGCCUCCUUCAGACACGCCUCUUCUUUUGGAUUGCUUGAUUCUCAGAGAUCUCCCACAUUUUGAAGAGAGAAAAGGUUGCAGACCAAUUCUACGCGUUUAUGGGCAGGAUCCUAAAGCCCGAACCAACAGGAGUUCCAUACUUCUCUUCUCCACAUUAAAGACAAAGAAACACACUCGUCUCUACCAACAGGAAGAGUGUAUCCUGGUGAAAUUAGAUAUACAGUGCCGCGUUCAAGGGGAUGUUGUUCUGGAAUGUAUACAUUUGCAUGAUGAUUUUGUGAGUGAGGAGAUUGUCUUUAGAAUCAUGUUCCACACGGCAUUUGUGCGUGCUAAUAUUUUAAUGGUCCACCGCGAUGAGAUGGAUAUACUUUGGGAUGCAAAGGACCAGUUCCCGAAGGAAUUUAAGGCAGAGGUACUUUUCUCUGGCGCUGAUGCCGUGGUGCCUACUAUCACAACUUCUACAAUAUUAGAAGAAGAGAGCGAUUUUGAUAUGGCUUCACCCGAAGAAUUUUUUGAGGUGGAGGAAAUUUUUAGCGAUGUGAUUGAUGGACCUGACCAUAAGAAAGAUUCCGAUAGUUUUUUGGUUGUUGAUACUGCUUCAGAUGAUUCUGAGGGCAAAGAAGUGUGGAAGGGGGACGUGGAUCCCAAUGCGUUUCUAGAUUGUGCAUCAGUUGCAUCAGAUGAUUCUAAUCAUAAACAUGAUAUGCAUGCAGAGACUAGCACGGAUCCGGUUAAAGAUAUCACUGUUGAUGAUGUACAUUAUAGGUCGGAUGGGAAGGCAGAUUCUAAUAUUGACUCAGUGAAGGAUAUAGGAAUAGAUGAUGGUGAUGAGCAGCGAAAGAGAAGGAUCAUGGAAGCGAAGGAAAAUGAUUCUAGCACAGGAGAGACUCAACGCAAAGGUGAUGCAGAAGGCAAUGAUUCCCAGGAUGAUUUAGAAGAACCUAAAGAAAAUGAUUCUAGAACAGCAGAGACUCAACGCAAAGGUGAUGGAGAAGUCAAUGGUUCCCAGGAUGAUUUAGAAGAACCUAAAGAAAAUGAUUCUAGAACAGCAGAGACUCAACGCAAAGGUGAUGGAGAAGGUAAUGGAUCCCAGGAUUUUUUAGAAGAACCUAAGGAAAGUGAUUCUAGAACAGCAGAGACUCAACGCAAAGGUGAUGGAGAAGUCAAUGGUUCCCAGGAUGAUUUAGAAGAACCUACGACUCAGAAAACCAGUUCUAAUCUCAACAAACCCAUAUCCGAAAAAACACAAGCUACACCAAGGAAACAGGUCGGAGCAAAUGCAAAGGUGGCUGGAGAUUCACUUAAACCGAAGUCUAAGCAGCAAGAAACACAGGGUCAGAACGUAAGAAUGGCUAAGCCUAACGCAGUUUCUCGAUGGAUUCCUUCAAAUAAGGGCUCAUAUAAAGAUUCUAUGCAUGUGGCGUAUCCCCCAACAAGAAUUAACAGUGCCCCUGCUUCAAUUACUACUUCUCUCAAGGAUGGCAAAAGAGCUACAUCACCUGAUGGUGUGAUUCCAAAAGAUGCUAAGACUAAAUAUCUGAGAGCGUCUGUUUCUUCACCGGAUAUGAGUAGUCGAGCUCCAAUUUGCGCAUCACCAGAUUCUAGCCCAAAGGAAAAGCCGGCUUCUCUACCUACUGCCUCUCCCCAUCAAGCUUCUCUAACCAGUGACGCCACUACAUCAGUUUUACCCUCUCUAACCAGUGAGGCCACUACAUCAGUUUUACCAUCUAAGCAAGCAGCUGCACCGCCUCCACCUCCUCCACCUCCACCACUGCCUACUUACUCUUCACUGAACCAAAAUGACAGAUACUCUCAAACAUCUGAGAGACCAAACAGUGAAACCGUGUUGCCUCCACCACCACCAUCCCCACCUUGGAAGUCUGUGUAUGCUUCAGCUUUGGCAACUCCUGCAACAUGUUCUACUUCUCAACUUCCGACCUCUUCACCGCCUUUUAUGCCGCCUCCGCCUGCAUACAGUUCAGUAGGCCAAAAGAGCAGCGACACUCAAGCAAAUCAGCUCCGAUCAACACCGCCUCCUCCGCCGCCUCCGCCUACAUACUAUUCAGUAGGUCAAAAGAGCAGCGACACUCAAGCAAAUCAGCUCCGAUCAACACCACCUCCUCCGCCACCUCCGCCUGCACACUAUUCAGUCCAAAAGAGCAGCGACACUCAAGCAUAUCAGCUCCCAUCAACACCGCCUCCUCCGCCGCCUCCGCCUGCACACUAUUCAGUAGGCCAAAAGAGCAGCGACACUCAAGCAUAUCAGCUCCCAUCAAAACCGCCUCCUCCUCCGCCGCCUCCGCCUGCACACUAUUCCAUAGGCCAAAAUAGCAGUGACUCUCAAGCAUAUCAGCUCCCAUCAAAACCGCCUCCUCCCCCGCCUCCGCCUGCAUUCUAUUCAGUAGGCCAAAAGAGCAGCGACUCUCAAGCAUAUCAGCUCCCAUCAACACCGCCUCCUCCGCCACCUCCCCCGUUUGCAUCUGUGAGGCGAAACAGUGAAACUUUGUCACCUCCGCCGCCGCCACCACCACCUUGGAAGUCUGUGUAUGCUUCGUCUUUCGAAACUCGUGAACUGUGCUCCACAUCGUCCCCUUCUAAACCACCACCACCACCUCCUCCUCCCUUUAGCUCAUUAAAUACAACAAUAGCAAAUGGACAUCACAUUCCCCCGCCUCCCCCUCUGCCUUAUACAAGUGUUGCACCUUCACUCAAGGUCCCACCUAGUAAAACAGCUCCACCGCCCCCACCUCCUCCUCCUUUUAGCCAUGUGCGUUCAAUCCCUCAACCUCCACCACCUCCUUUUAAGGAUGCACAUUCAGUACCUCCCCCUCCCCCUCCGCCUGGUCCACCUCCGCCUCCUGGACCAAGACCUCCGGGUGGUGGACCUCCUCCGCCUCCAAUGCUUGGUGGUAGGGGAGCUGCAGUUGAUCCUAGGGGAGCAGGAAGAGGACGUGGUCUUCCACGCCCAGGUUUUGGGUCUGCAGCUCAGAAAAAGUCUUCCCUGAAGCCAUUACAUUGGGUUAAAGUAACAAGGGCUUUGCAGGGGAGCUUAUGGGAUGAGCUACAGAGACAUGGAGAAUCGCAAACUCCAUCAGAAUUUGAUGUAUCAGAAAUAGAGACCCUUUUCUCUGCUACAGUGCCAAAGCCAGCUGACAAAUCUGGGAGUCGACGAAAAUCUGUUGGGGCAAAACCUGAAAAAGUUCAAUUGAUUGACCUUAGGAGAGCCAAUAACACGGAAAUUAUGCUUACGAAAGUAAAGAUGCCUCUGCCUGAUAUGAUGGCUGCAGUUCUGGCAAUGGAUGAGUCUGUAUUAGAUGUUGAUCAAAUUGAUAAUCUUAUAAAAUUUUGUCCAACCAAGGAGGAGAUGGAGCUUCUUAAGAACUACACUGGUGACAAGACGACCUUGGGAAAGUGUGAGCAGUAUUUCCUAGAGCUAAUGAAGGUGCCACGAGUAGAGGCAAAGCUUAGAGUAUUUUCUUUCAAGAUUCAAUUCGGCACUCAGAUAAUAGAAUUCAAAAAAAGUUUAAAUGCGGUAAAUUCUGCAUGCGAGGAGGUCCGUAAUUCCCAAAAGCUAAAAGAAAUUAUGAAAAAGAUUCUUUACCUGGGGAACACACUGAACCAAGGAACUGCAAGGGGCGCUGCUGUUGGAUUCAAGUUGGACAGUUUAUUGAAAUUAAGCGAUACACGUGCUGCUAACAGCAAGAUGACCCUCAUGCAUUAUCUUUGCAAGGUCCUUGCUUCCAAGGCAUCAGUUCUACUGGACUUCCACAAGGAUCUUGAAAGUCUUGAAUCAGCCUCAAAGAUACAACUGAAGUCUCUGGCUGAGGAAAUGCAAGCCAUAAUCAAAGGGUUAGAAAAAUUGAACCAGGAGCUCACUGCAUCCGAAAGUGAUGGUCCUGUUUCUGAAGUUUUCCGUAAAACAUUGAGGGACUUCAUAUCCAUUGCUGAGACUGAAGUGGCAACUGUAUCGAGUCUUUACUCAGUCGUGGGAAGGAACGCUGAUGCACUUGCGCACUAUUUUGGCGAGGAUCCUAACCGUUGUCCAUUUGAACAAGUUACUGCGACCCUCUUGAAUUUCAUAAGGUUAUUUAAGAAAGCACACGAAGAGAACGUCAAGCAAGCAGAGCUGGAGAAGAAGAAAGCUGCAAAGGAAGCGGAAAUGGAGAAGGCCAAAGGAGUCAGUCUCACAAAAAAACCAGUUGAUGAUGAUAGCUGAGCAAAAAAAACUUGAAUAUUAUAUUGCAAAAUCCGCCAGAAUCUCUCUGAGAGAAAGCAAGAUCCAAAGUGGUCUUGUAAGCCAGAGAAGGCGGUGCUGCUGUUCGAGAAAACCUGCAUGGGGCGUGAAAGUUAAAACAGGCUGGGGGUCCCUAUCGGGAGGGGUUUCGCCAGGGCGGGGGCUAUCGAAGAAACCAUUGGAAGAUAAAGAGACAGGUCUUCAUCUCCCUCCACUCACGUUGACAUAUGAUUCCACAUUGAUAUAAAUUCUAACAUGUAAAUUAGAAUUCUUUCGUGUUGCUUAAUUUUCCUAACUAGAGGAAUUUUUGAUAGAUUGAAAAUGUUGUAUAGGGUUUUCAGGUAGAUUGGGAGAGAGAGAGAAAGAAAGAUGUAGAGCAAUAUUUUUAGUGUGUAACUUUGUAUCGUAACGCAACAUCAUUGUUCUUUUUUAGGAUUCAGAUUUCAGACCAAUGAAAAUAAUACUGUAGUUUGCGAAACUA
Camelina sativa (false flax) is the source of this 5842-nucleotide messenger RNA. The record is from RefSeq and is a predicted model, not a curated record. NCBI's taxonomy places the organism in Eukaryota, Viridiplantae, Streptophyta, Magnoliopsida, Brassicales, Brassicaceae.